Leptidea sinapis is the source of this 811-nucleotide messenger RNA. It is a transcript of the gene eEF1beta, whose product is annotated as elongation factor 1-beta'. Lineage: Eukaryota; Metazoa; Arthropoda; Insecta; Lepidoptera; Pieridae. Gene Ontology annotation, cellular component: cytosol; eukaryotic translation elongation factor 1 complex. Gene Ontology annotation, biological process: translational elongation. Gene Ontology annotation, molecular function: guanyl-nucleotide exchange factor activity; translation elongation factor activity. The coding region runs from base 90 to 752 and encodes 220 amino acids. The transcript is spliced from 3 exons. The record is from RefSeq and is a predicted model, not a curated record.
AGCUUGAAAUUUCUUUUACAUUUGUCACCUCUGGUACCGGGUCGCGUGGUGAGAUCGUCCUUUAAAAUAUUAUAAGAAAAUACUCGAAAAUGGCAUUCGGAGACGUAAAAACCUCUCAAGGUCUAAGUGAAUUGAACAAAUAUUUAGCUGAGAAAAGUUAUAUUAGUGGGUACGUCCCAUCACAAGCCGAUGUUCAAGUGUUCCAAGAAGUAGCAAAGGCACCUGCUGCCAGCUUACCAAAUGCCCUUCGUUGGUACAAUCAGAUCGCCUCCUACACACCAGCUGAACGCAAGGCAUGGGCACAAGGAGUUAGUCCCUUGACAGCUGGUGCUAAACCAACCACAACACCAGCCAAGGAUGAUGACGAUGAUGAUGUCGAUCUAUUUGGAUCUGGAGAUGAGGAAGAGGAUGCAGAAGCUGCCCGAAUCCGUGAGGAGCGUCUAAAGGCAUAUGCUGACAAGAAAUCUAAGAAACCUGUACUUAUUGCAAAGUCAUCUGUUAUUCUUGAUAUUAAACCUUGGGAUGAUGAGACAGAUAUGAAAGAAAUGGAGAGUCUAGUCCGCUCAAUUGAAAUGGAAGGUCUACUGUGGGGUGCAUCAAAACUUGUUCCAGUUGGUUACGGUAUCAAUAAACUCCAGAUUAUGAGUGUCAUUGAAGAUGAUAAAGUAUCAGUAGAUCUAUUAACUGAAAAAAUUCAAGACUUUGAAGACUUUGUCCAAUCAGUGGACAUUGCAGCUUUCAAUAAAAUUUAAAUGAAUGAAGCCAUAAUAAUUUGUCAUGUUUUUAAUUAAAUAAUUCAUGUAUUCAUAAA